AAUACUAAAGAUCCUUGGUAGGUCUAAAAAUGGAUAUGCGUCUAACUAACCUUGUGAAACCUCUAUGCACAACGGUAUAGUUUACAAAAAAGUCACGUAUGUUUCCGUUUUCUCCCCCUGUCCAUGUCUCUCGCUCGCCGUCCCUCUCUCGCCUGCUAUAUGGCUCGCUCCCUCCCCUCUCUCUUCUCGUCUGGGGUUUCUCUCAAGAUAAUUGGAGGCAAAAUUUGAUCUUCCCAAUGUCAUGGACAAAAAGGAGGUUUCUCCGGGCUGCGCGGCUGCGAUGAAAAGGAAGGCGAGCGGCAGCCGGAGCAGCCAUAGCGGUGCUGCCGAAUCUGCGCCGGACGGUGCCGUAAGCGUGAUCGGGACCAAGGACUGCCCGUCGCCCGCCUCCGGCACUAUCGAUGACCGGCCCGCUCCAUAUUUAAAGCCUCCUGACAGGAGUGCCGUCAUGGACGAAGCGGAGGACGGUGAGGAGGAGCUGAGAUUUCAGCAGCCGCGGCUGCGUCGCUCUGGCGGUAGUGGCAGCAGCAGCGGCGGCGGCGGCGGCAGCAUCAGGAUGAAGAACUUUAAGCCAGGAGGGGGAGUUGCCGCGACGGCGAGCAAGAAGUCAAGCAGCGAGCUCUCUCUUUUGCAAUGCGAGUCGUCCGAGGCCACCGUUACCUCCUCCGAGGUCUGCUCGGGAGAUGGUGCUGUACCAGGCGGCGUGGAUAGGGGCAUAGCAGGAGACACACCUACCGGAGGACCGCCGACUGCGGCGUCUGCCAGCGCAGGUGGGCAGGGAAGCCCGACUCCCGUCGCGGGCAUGAAAUGCAACAAAAACGGGGAGUGCAGGAGAGACUCCACCGCUACAAUCAGCCCGUGUUCUGGCAUCGCGAAGCAGGAGAAAAUGAGCAACCGGGGAGUUGGAGGCGAGGACGGGAAUAAGCGGGGUGUCACCAAUUCAACCGCCAGCAUGGACGGGUCGGCAACCCCCGUUGGGUCCCUUUCACAGGGACAGGGGGGUGACACUCUGGUCUCCGAGAAAAAGGACUCCAAGGUCUCUUUUUCCAAUGCGCCCAGCAGAAAAGCAUCAUCUGCCGUCCACGGCCAGAGUCAAACCCGGCAGGCCAGGAAUUCUGUCACCUUUCAUAAGUCCGAAGAUGGACCUCAGAUCGUGGCCGAGGACGCGGAGCACCGAGGCAGUCAGGCCAGCUUCAUGCAGCGGCAGUUCAGCAGUAUGCUGCAGCCGGGGGUUAACAAAUUCUCCUUACGCAUGUUUGGAAGUCAAAAGGCAGUAGAACGGGAACAGGAGCGGGUUAAAUCAGCGGGCAACUGGAUUAUUCAUCCUUACAGCGAUUUCAGGUUCUACUGGGAUUUCACAAUGUUGCUAUUUAUGGUAGGAAACCUCAUCAUCAUCCCUGUGGGCAUCACUUUUUUCAAAGAUGAGACCACCACACCAUGGAUUAUCUUCAAUGUCGUGUCAGACACUUUCUUCCUUAUGGACCUAGUGCUCAAUUUCCGCACUGGCAUUGUGAUCGAGGACAACACGGACAUCAUCCUUGACCCCAAAGAAAUAAAGAAGAAGUACCUGAAGACCUGGUUCGUGGUGGACUUUGUGUCCUCCAUCCCAGUGGAUUAUAUUUUCCUGAUUGUGGAGAAGGGCAUUGAUUCAGAAGUCUACAAGACAGCACGUGCCCUAAGGAUAGUGCGUUUCACAAAGAUCCUCAGUUUGCUCCGCCUUCUGCGCCUUUCCAGGCUCAUCCGCUACAUCCACCAAUGGGAGGAGAUCUUCCACAUGACCUAUGACCUGGCCAGCGCGGUGAUGCGCAUCUUCAAUCUGAUCGGCAUGAUGCUGCUGCUGUGUCACUGGGACGGCUGCCUGCAGUUCCUGGUGCCCAUGCUGCAGGACUUCCCUGCCGACUGCUGGGUGUCACUUAACAAGAUGGUGAAUGACACCUGGAGUGAGCUGUACUCCUUCGCCGUCUUCAAGGCUAUGAGUCACAUGCUGUGCAUCGGUUAUGGCCGCCAGGCCCCCGAGAGCCUGUCAGACAUCUGGCUGACCAUGCUCAGCAUGAUCGUGGGCGCCACCUGCUACGCCGUCUUCAUCGGCCACGCCACCGCCCUCAUCCAGUCCCUGGACUCCUCCCGGCGGCAGUACCAGGAGAAGUACAAACAAGUGGAGCAGUACAUGUCCUUCCACAAACUGCCCGCAGACUUCCGGCAGAAGAUCCACGACUACUACGAGCAUCGAUACCAGGGCAAGAUGUUUGAUGAGGAGAGCAUAUUGGAAGAGCUCAGCGAACCACUACGAGAGGAAAUUGUGAACUUCAACUGCCGCAAGCUGGUGGCCUCAAUGCCUCUGUUUGCCAACGCCGAGCCCAACUUCGUGACGGCCAUGCUGACCAAGCUGCGCUUCGAGGUCUUCCAGCCCCGGGAUUACAUCAUCCGCGAAGGCACCAUCGGCAAGAAGAUGUACUUCAUCCAACAUGGGGUGGUGAGCGUGCUCACCAAGGGCAUCUUGGGUAUGAAGCUCUCUGAUGGCUCCUACUUUGGAGAGAUCUGCUUGCUGACUCGGGGAAGGCGUACAGCCAGUGUACGCGCAGAGACUUACUGUCGCUUGUACUCACUGUCCGUGGACAAUUUCAACGAGGUUCUGGAAGAGUAUCCCAUGAUGCGGCGGGCCUUCGAGACCGUGGCCAUCGACCGGCUCGAUCGCAUCGGAAAGAAGAACUCUAUCCUGAUGCACAAGGUCCAGCACGACCUGAACUCCGGCGUGUUCAACAACCGUGAAAACGAGCUCAUCCAGGAGAUCGUGAAGUACGACCGGGAGAUGGUGCAGCCCGUGGACCUGCAGCAGACGCGCGCCCUGUCCAGCACCCCGCCCGUGCACGGCGGCAUCUUCGCCCCGCCGGGUCACCCGCCGCCCGGCUCUGCCAUCGGCACGCUGCAGCAGGCCGUGGCCCUCAGCUUCUGCCCCCCCAUGGUGUGCCCGCUGGCGGGCCCCAGCACCCUGCAGUCGCCACGCGUGGCGCGGCGCUUUCAGGUAGUGCCGGGCAUCUCCAGCCCCAUGUCCAUGUCUCCGCUCGGGGCCCAGCCGCCCCUGCCGGGCGGCGCCUUUGCAUCGGCCCUCGCCAGCCCGCCUGUUCAGAGCCCGCUGGCUGCUGGGGGAGCGGCCCGGACCUUCCAAUACAGCGGCAGCCCGCUGGGCGGCAUGCCGUCGGGCUCCCAGCUUUCUCUGGCACAGCGGCCCAUCUCCCACCGGGCUGGUGGCGUGAGCCCCGAUGCUGCGGUUCUGUCGGCCUCGCAGCUCUCGCUCCCCCAGGAGGGGGGCCCUCAGCCGGGUCCCAGCCCUCCACAAUCUGCCUGUGUUUCCUCCAUGUCUAUCGGGCCGCCUGCUGGGGCACCGCCUGUCACACCAGGGUCCUCGGGAGUCAAAGGCCCCAUGCAGCACAGGGUGUCACUGUCCCAUCAGGUGUCUCUGACGACUCCCAUCCCAUCCCCUUCCCUCCCCGGCACACCCACUGGGACGGGGGCAGCCCCCGGCCCCAGCCAGCUAGACUCCGGGGCCCCCAGGAGAGAGUCCUCCACCUGCCUUCCUGAGACAGACACUGCGAGACACAGGCUGUCGUCCAACUUGUGACCUGGGCAGCGUAGCUUUGAAUACGUGACCUUAACAGCCGCCUUUCUCUUACUGAGCCCCCAGCCUUGAAUCUCACUGUCUGAAUGUACUAAUGAAUCUGUGGGGAUGUGCGGGACAAGAGGAACGAUGGACUGAUAUUAGUGAAAACACAAAGUCUACACAAGUAUAAUCGUUAAACGGAUUAAUGCAGAUAGUCUGUUCGUAAGCCACCACGCAGACACAUAGUCACUGCGCUUCCCCCAUUCUGCCUUGAUGCCUCAGUAAAUAAAACGCUUCCCUCAUCGCACAUGCAUCGAUGCAUCAUAACUGAUAUAUCCUGCACACACUGCGCAGUGCUAAAACAAUGCAAACUGGCUGGAGCUGGAACAAAUGUAAAAUCAGGGACCUGCUUUAGGCAAACUAAUGCUUUGCAACUAUGGUUUAAUGUGUCCUUUCCUGCAGUCAGUGGUAGCUCAACAACUGUGUCCUUCUCAUGAUGCUGUAAUUUUAGUAUUGUUUAAAAAAUGAAAAAGGGAAAAAAAAAAAACUAUUAGUGUUUUAGACCGCUGGUCGA
Molecule: messenger RNA, 4172 nt
Organism: Paramormyrops kingsleyae
Lineage: Eukaryota; Metazoa; Chordata; Actinopteri; Osteoglossiformes; Mormyridae
Product: potassium/sodium hyperpolarization-activated cyclic nucleotide-gated channel 2-like
Biological process (GO): sodium ion transmembrane transport; regulation of membrane depolarization; potassium ion transmembrane transport
Cellular component (GO): dendrite; membrane; HCN channel complex
Molecular function (GO): voltage-gated potassium channel activity
Source: RefSeq, a predicted model, not a curated record